UUUUUUUGGUUAAAACUGUGUGUCCAUUGUGAGAGACAUGUGUAUAAUGUGUUGCCGGUGUAAAGGCAUCAUUUCAGAUGUAUUUUAUGUCUGUGAUCAACAGAAUGCGGAUUUAUGACACGAAUGAACAAUAAUCUAUAACCUUAACAAAUAUAAUUUUGAAAAUAUUUUACUCCAGUCAUGAGUGUUGAAAGAGAAAAACUUUUAAAUUUGCUUUUUCCCAAUGGCUACCCAAGUGAUUGGGAUUACAAAUCAAGCUUUAAUGAAUAUCUAAAUAAAGUCGGAAAUUAUAAAGUAGAAGAUCUAGUUAAAGAACCCCAGCGUCUGACUAAAGAUAGUAACGAUAUUCAUGAUCAGACUCAAGAGUUAGCUGUUACAAAUUAUAAAACAUUCAUUGAAACUGCACAAUGUUCAAAACAGCUGUCUAGCCAUUUUAAUUUGAUUGAAGUUAAACUGAAUGAGCUUCUAAAUAAUAUACCAGCAUUUGAAAUUCACUGUCACAGUUUUACAGAAAGUUCAAGUAGUAUUAACAAUUUGAGAAGAUUAAAUUCUUUAACAUUAACAAAAAAUUCCCAAUUGUUGGAAGUUUUGGAGUUGCCACAGUUGAUGAAUUCAUUUAUCGAUGACAAAAUGUAUGAAGAUGCACUGGAACUAGCGGCAUAUGUACGAAGACUUGCCGUUAAAUUUCCAGAUGUUGCCAUUUUCAAUACAAUUUUGGAAGAUAUUGAAGAUGCUUGGUUCUUGAUGUUGCAUCAACUCUUAUUGCAACUAAGACAAGACUUGACUCUGCCAAAAUGUUUAGAAAUUGUCGGUUAUUUGAGAAGAAUGGAUGUUUUUACUGAAGUAGAACUAAAAUUAAAAUUUUUACAAGCUAGAGGCUCGUGGUUACAGCAGUGUGUUGCCUACAUUCCUACAGAUGAUAGAAAUCACCACCUAGCAAAGACCAUUGAAUUGACAAGGGUGAAUUUGUUUAACAUUAUAACACAUUAUAGAGCUGUUUUUGCUGAUAUUUCAGUCACACAAAUAAACUCAGCAAAACAUAGUGUAAACGAGAAUCUUGUGUUUUAUUCUUGGAUACAUGAUAGGAUUGAAGAUUUCCUAUCAAUAUUACAGGAAGAUUUAAAGUACAUCUCAUCAAUGGAAUCCAUUAUGGAUCAGUGUAUGUACUUUGGGUUGUCAUUUAGCAAAGUAGGUUGUGAUUUUAGGCCUCUCUUAGUUCCUAUUUUUACGACACAAUUGACUGAAAAAUUUAACAAUUCCAUAUCGAAAGCCAUGAUCAACUUUGAGAAGAAUAUAGAAAAAUUUACUUUGAUUAAUAAGACUUUACCUAACAUACCUUGGAAAAGCAGGAUGGAUGAUCCAUUUCAUCCCCCAGAUAGUUUGUUAGAAUUCUAUCCAUUGGGAGAAUAUUUGAAUCAUGUGCUGAAAAGCUUAAAUGAACUUAGACUGUGUGCUCCCUUUGCAGUUCUUAUGGACAUUGUUAACUCUUUACAAAGAUCUUUAAUUUUCAUCGCUAAGUCACUGUUGGAACUAUAUUCUCAAGAACACUUGGCAUUUAGCAGCUACUCAAAAGACGCUUUCACAAGGUUAUUAAUGUGUUUCUCUGAUGAUUUGAUACCCCAUAUUCAAAAGUACAUUCACAUAAUUUAUCCGCCAAGCCAGGUUGCUAGUCAUCUCGGUAUAAAUUUACAAACUUUGCAACAAGAAAAAAUUUCCUUUUUGAAUAAAGAAUUGAUUAUCGAUCCAAUUAAACAUUUAUUACCACAAAAAAUUGAACCCAUUUUGAAUUUUGAUGAAAAUAUGGCUUCUACUUUAAAACAGGAAUCUAUCAGUGACAACUUUAGUCAGCAGGAACUAGAGAACCCUUCAAAAGAAUAACUAAUAUAAAUUUUAAAUUUUUAGAUUGCUAAGAUGUAAGAUAUGUAAAAAAGGCUAGUGUUUCAAAUUA
This is a messenger RNA of Cylas formicarius (sweet potato weevil), 1948 nucleotides long. RefSeq names its product conserved oligomeric Golgi complex subunit 8 (gene Cog8). The record is from RefSeq and is a predicted model, not a curated record. Gene Ontology annotation, biological process: intra-Golgi vesicle-mediated transport. The transcript has 6 exons. Gene Ontology annotation, cellular component: COG complex. Bases 181 to 1878 code for a protein of 565 amino acids. Lineage: Eukaryota; Metazoa; Arthropoda; Insecta; Coleoptera; Brentidae.